This is a messenger RNA of Rhododendron vialii, 2293 nucleotides long. RefSeq lists its product as uncharacterized. Bases 357 to 1778 code for a protein of 473 amino acids. Lineage: Eukaryota; Viridiplantae; Streptophyta; Magnoliopsida; Ericales; Ericaceae. The record is from RefSeq and is a predicted model, not a curated record. Gene Ontology annotation, molecular function: glycosyltransferase activity. The transcript is spliced from 7 exons.
GAAUUGAUUAAACGGAGGAUCAAAUUGGUUUGUUUUCAGCAGAGUUUAGGCCCAACUAAACAUCGACAAAUCGCUAACCCAACGGAAACAAAAGAACCCCCCCCACAGGCCACCUCUCUCGGAACUGAACAGACGACGAAGAAUACUCCUGCGGCCCUACAUGCAUUCAUUCCACUGUGAUUUCCGAAGCUCCUUGAACAAAUCAAAUCACCAGUGGUUCUUUUCCAAUUGGCAAAAUUCGCCGCGUAGCCAGAUGUACACACAUCUCCAAACCCUAAAAUGCGGACACCACUGACGGAGAUCGCAUCACCAACCUCUAACCCUACCCACCAUCAUAAUCAUCAUCACCUGCUGCUAUGGCGAAACAUCCGGCGGGAUGGGGGGUGGCCCUCCUUCACAACAAGCGCUGGCUCUUGCCCCUCCUCGUCGCCCUCUCCGUCUCCACCGCCCUCGCCUUCAUUCUUAGGGCCGCGUUCGACUCUUCCUGCGAUCGGCACCACUUCGAGGUCCCGAAGACGCGGUUUCACCCGGCGACCAGAACCGCAGCUGGAGCGGCGGCUCCGAGUCCGCUCGGUUUCAUGAAGUCUAAGCACGUUCUACUCGUUUCUCACGAGCUCUCGCUUUCUGGUGGGCCAUUGUUGCUGAUGGAGUUAGCAUUUCUAUUAAGAGGUGUUGGUGCUGAAGUUUGUUGGAUUACAAACCAGAAACCUUCAGAAAGAGAUGAGGUGGUACACAGUUUGGAACAUAAGAUGUUGGGCAGAGGAGUACAGGUCCUUUCUGCAAAAGGUCAAGAAGCUGUAGAUAGAGCUCUAAAAGCAGAUUUGGUUGUUUUGAACACUGCCGUUGCUGGGAAGUGGCUGGAUGCUGUUCUCAAGGAAAAUGUUCCCCGAGUUAUCCCGAAGGUGUUGUGGUGGAUUCAUGAAAUGCGAGGUCAUUAUUUCAAAAUGGAGUACCUUAAGCACCUCCCUAUGGUUGCUGGUGCUAUGAUCGAUUCACAUGUAACAGCAGAAUACUGGAAGAACAGGACUCAAGAGCGGUUGAAGAUUAAAAUGCCUCAGACUUAUGUUGUUCACCUCGGCAAUAGCAAGGAACUAAUGGAUGUUGCUGAAGAUAAUGUAGCAAAAAGGGUUUUGCGCGAGCACGUUCGGGAGUCUCUUGGAGUAACUAAUGAAGAUAUAGUGUUUGCUCUCAUAAACAGUGUUUCACGUGGAAAAGGCCAAGAUUUAUUUCUCCGUGCAUUUUAUGAGAGUCUGCAAUUGAUCCAAGAACAGAAAUUACAGGUGCCAUCACUGCAUGCAGUUAUUGUAGGAAGUGACAUCACUGCACAGACCAAGUUUGAGUCAGAACUUCGAGACUUCGUGGCACAGAAGAAAAUCCAGAAUCGUGUCCAUUUUGUAAAUAAAACUUUGACAGUAGCCCCUUAUUUAGCUGCUAUUGAUGUCCUUGUUCAGAAUUCCCAGGCUCGGGGAGAGUGCUUUGGGAGGAUAACCAUUGAAGCCAUGGCAUUUCAGCUACCUGUUCUGGGAACAUCAGCGGGAGGCACUACAGAGAUUGUAGUGAACGGAUCCACAGGUUUGCUGCAUCCAAUUGGGAAAGAAGGCGUUACUCCUCUUGCAAAAAACAUUGUCAAACUCGCCACUCAUGUGGAGAGAAGGCUUACAAUGGGAAAGAGGGGUUAUGAGAGGGUGAAGUCGAUGUUCCUAGAACGCCACAUGGCACAUAGAAUUGAUGCUGUUCUUAAGGAAGUUCUGCGAAAGGCAAAGAACCAACAUUCUUAGACACCUCCCGACCCUUUCACUAACAAGCAGAGACUUUCUAUUACCAGCCAGCCAUGCAUUGUUUCUCUCAGCAGAAUAUUACUAUGUGAUAUAUGGUUGGCCAGUUAUUAUGAAAAGAAAGCUCGGCUGGUAGAGCUUGAAGUUAUGCCUAUACCACCAAAACCACUGACUUUUUCAACUCUUUUGGAAGAGCUGGACAUGUAAAUAGGAAAACAAUAUCCUAGUUGCUAGUGUAUAAGCUUUGAUGUUAUCAACGAGUUAUUAGAAGCUUCUUUUUGUGUAUUUGUGGUAAGGUGGUGCGGGUUUUUAUAGCAGAGUAAGGAGUAGAUGAAAGACUAUAUUAUUUAGGUGGUAUCAUAGAGUUCGAAAUUGUGACGCCAUGAUAUGUAGGCAUGGAGCGAGUUUUGGGACCUUUUUUUAUAAAGAGAAUGUGUAUACUGGAAAAUGAUUAAUGUUGGGAACAACUUCUAGCAGUUUGUUCUACCAGAGUUAAUUUGAAUCUUUACUUUGUAGAA